GCGAUAGUGACGGAGGCGGCGGGGAAGGGAGAGAGAGGAGCAAAGCCCAGCGAGGACAGCUCAAGGGGCGGGGCCUGGGCAUGCUCCUCCCACCAGGCAGCAGCAGCAGGCAGGAACCCUCUCCAGGCCCCGCCCACCGCCUCGCGCCACUCUGCUGCUCCUAGGAUCUAAUAUCAGCCCUCAUAAUGGAGGAGCUACAGAAAGAUUUGGAAGAGGUGAAAGAGCUUUUGAAAAAGGCAUCACGAAAGAGACUCCAUGAUGUUUUGCUGGCAGAAAAGAGUAAGAUAGAGCGAGAAAUCAAGAACCAGCCACCAGUUAAACCAAAAACAGAGGCAUCUGAAGAAGAAAAGCCAUCACUCACAGGAUACACAGUCAAAAUCAAUAAUUAUGCUUGGGAUCAGUCAGACAAGUUUGUGAAAAUCUACAUCACUUUAAGUGGAGUUCAGGAUCUUCCAGCAGAAAACGUGCAUGUGCAGUUCACAGAAAGGUCAUUUGAUCUACUGGUAAAGAAUUUAAACAACAAGAAUUACACCAUGACAUUCAACAACCUUCUGAAACCCAUCUCUGUGGAAAGCAGCUCAUGGAAGGUCAAAACAGAUAUGGUCUUGAUAUUAUGUAAGAAGAAGAAAGAGGAAAAAUGGGAGUGCUUAACACAGGUUGAAAAAGAGACUAAAGAGAAAGAGAAAGCUUCCUAUGACACAUCGGACCCUAGUGAGGGAUUGAUGAACCUUCUCAAAAAGAUGUAUGCAGAGGGAGAUGAUGAAAUGAAGAGAUCAAUUAACAAAGCCUGGGUUGAGAGCAGAGAGAAGCAAGCAAGAGAAGAACUACCAAUGGAUAUCUGAACAAGAAAAAGUUAAAAGACAAGGCUAGCCAUCAUAAUGUGCAUUUUUCUCUUUUGAUGCAAUGGAAUGAAAGUGUUGUGUUUACAAAACCAUCUUCAAAACAAAGACUUUUAAGUUCUACAUUUCAGGUUGGAGAUGUGGAAAUAAAACAUGCUAUUAAUAUGUCA
Sceloporus undulatus (fence lizard) is the source of this 1009-nucleotide messenger RNA. RefSeq names its product calcyclin binding protein (gene CACYBP). The coding region runs from base 186 to 842 and encodes 218 amino acids. Lineage: Eukaryota; Metazoa; Chordata; Lepidosauria; Squamata; Phrynosomatidae. The record is from RefSeq and is a predicted model, not a curated record. Gene Ontology annotation, molecular function: S100 protein binding; tubulin binding; ubiquitin protein ligase binding. Gene Ontology annotation, cellular component: nucleus. Gene Ontology annotation, biological process: heart development. The transcript has 6 exons.